AUGGUGUCGUUUUGGACUAUUGCCGCAUGCUGUCUGGGUGGUUACAUUGUUGGAGCUGGAUUACUGGUUCGUGUGUUUCCGCGUCGACCCAAUAUGGGGGCAGAACUUCUUAAAAAGCGUUUCCCUUACCCUGUAACGAAGAUUGCUCAUAGGGGUGGUUGCCUGAUAGGCCCAGAGAAUACCAUUUAUACAUUUAAACGGGCAAUAAUUGUGGGAAAUGCUGACAUGUUAGAAUUGGACGUUCACCAAUCGAGAGAUGGUGAAAUUGUCGUUUCGCAUGAUGCUACUCUCUUACGGACUUGUGGGAGUUUUCAUGAAGAGGUGAAUGUGCACGAUAUUGUGGUGGGUGGGAAUCCGAACAUGACAUUACCUCAAUUACUGAGAGAGAUUCCAAUUCACUUUGAGUCCCCUCAAAGAGGAAGAUAUUAUAAGGCUACAGACUCUGUUCCUGUGGAUGAAACGACGCGUCUCUGCCUACUAUCGGAGGUUUUUGAUGCGUUUCCAGAGAUUCCGCUUCACAUAGAUAUCAAAUCCGAAGGGGCGGACGUUACAAGGCGCGUACUGGAAUUGAUUGAGCGAUACCGCAGGGGCAAGAAAACUGUAGUUGGGAGUAGUAAUUGGCGUAAUAGGACUUAUAUCUACAAUUAUUUUGUGUCAAAGAAUUCUUCGGAAAGUAAGAAGCUUCAGGAAAAAAGAAAUAGAUUUCGGAUUUUUGCGGGACCUUUGGAUUAUGCCAUUGUUCACGUGGCCUAUUUCCUCGGUCUGCUUCCUCUAGUCCCCUUGAAAUUCGAUGUGUUUUCCAUUCCACUUUUUACUAUACACAAGCGAAACGCACUUGACUCUUGUUUCAUGCACUUUAUUUCCUAUUUUUUAAACUCACCUACACUGUGGAAUCAUUUGCAGCGACGAGGUAUUCUUGUUUUGGGUUGGGUGCUGAAUGACGAUGAUGAAUUUGAAGAAGCUUCUAAGUGGACUAUCAAUGGCAUUAUGUCUGACGAUCCUAUCGCUUUAGAUGCGUUUUUUAGGUCGAGAAAUGUGCCAAUAGCAAUGAAUCUUUUGCAUUGA
This is a messenger RNA of Trypanosoma rangeli, 1065 nucleotides long. RefSeq names its product glycerophosphoryl diester phosphodiesterase. Lineage: Eukaryota; Euglenozoa; Kinetoplastea; Trypanosomatida; Trypanosomatidae. Gene Ontology annotation, biological process: glycerophospholipid catabolic process. Gene Ontology annotation, molecular function: phosphoric diester hydrolase activity. The transcript has a single exon. The record is from RefSeq and is a predicted model, not a curated record. Bases 1 to 1065 code for a protein of 354 amino acids.